This is a messenger RNA of Didymodactylos carnosus, 528 nucleotides long. The record is from the annotation of a GenBank genome assembly. Lineage: Eukaryota; Metazoa; Rotifera; Eurotatoria; Philodinida; Philodinidae.
AUGGAAACGCGUAAAGAAACGUCAAAGACCACAACGAAUAAAUUCUCCCAUGGUGUGUAUUGGCACUAUUUACAAGAGCUUCUUGCUAUGAUAUCCGAUGAUCGUAUCAUUGCGGAAGAAAGCGCGGGAAAUGUAAAUGAGAUGAGGGAACAAUGUCGAUUGAUUACUCAUUAUGUUCAACAGCAGUGCCAAGAUACAAUUAGUGAUGAAAAUGUGUUGAGAUGGAUUGAUUAUGGCCGUGGAAAUAUUGCCCAUCGUUAUUGGACACUGGAUCCGAUCGAUGGAACAAAAGGUUAUCUACGUGGUGAUCAAUAUGCAAUUGCGCUGGCACUUGUUUUUGGAGGCCAAAUAGUGAUAGGUAUUAUUGCAUGUCCUGCACUCGAUGAAGGAAUAAUAUUUUGGGCUGUACGAAGUCACGGUGCGUAUCGUCAAGAUAUUGAACAGCAAACAUAUCUCAUAUUGAUUAAAAUGAUGUUGAUCGGAGUCAUUUGCAGGGGAUAUCCUGUCUUCAUAAAUCACAAUUUAUGA